UCUUUUUUUUUUUUUUUCAGACGAACCGAAGGGAGCCGAAAAAACCUAAUAUUCAGAUAACGGGGGCCAAGUUCGUGGACGAAGGAGAGAAGAUCUUCCUCAUCUGCAACGCCACGGCGCAGGACCAGCCUCCCGACGACCUCGACUGGUUCCGUGAUGGCGAAAAGUUGCAGACAAGCGAAUCGAAGGGUGUGUACAUCCGUAAAUCGUACACCCUUGUCGACUGGCACCAUCUUCAGCACCCUGGAGAUCAAGAACGCUCGCCUGAAGGACGCCGGCUUCUACGUGUGUCGCACGUCCAGCCUGGACGUCACCAGCUUCCGGGUCAACGUCCUCAACGACACGGUGAGAACGAACGAGAGGUCACGCAAGCUGGCAGAGGAUGUCGGGAAGAAGAAGAAAUUGGGGGCGCUAGGAGGGGACACCUUCAACGUCAAACGAGGCACCGAAAAUGGCAGAACAGAAGGCAUGCCCGAUUCUCACAAUGCCGCCACACAGUCGUCUGGCCUGACAUUGCUGCUUGAGUGUGUGUUCUUUCUCGGGGCUUCUUUUCUCUUCUCCGUCAUCACAUGACCUGCUCAAAAGUAUAUAAACCUAAAUAAACAGACUAAAAAAAAAAAGAAGAAAAUGGAGAGAAACAGAAGAUGUGAGAGAAGAAGCCUGUGAGGUUGAUUCAAUUUAUUUCGGAACGGAAUUUCGUCUACCUCAGAUGCUUCUUGUUCCAAGCUGACCUGCUGCGGUGUUGUAAGUGUCGCAAGUGUUGUCUCCAGAAGUGCACAACGCCUACAGAACUGGACAAAGGAGAUCGGGGUGGACUUGGGGGAGGGCAAGGGGAUGGAAGGGAGGGGUAGAGGGGUUGCUAUUUAAAGCAACCCACCCAGAGAUGCAAAUGAGUGACGAGAUUAACGGUACUUCGUGGCCUUGCCGUUACCAGCACAAAACAAACUCAAAACAACUUUCAUGACGGAACACAGGGAGAACCUAGCGUGACGCGCUUCCGCUCAAGAGUCCUCAGUGCGCAUGUCUGUUGCCCACUCUUUGUCUCUCUCUUUUUCAAAACAUCUUCCAGACUGUUCGGCUUCAGCAUUUUUUGUGAUGAAUAUGAUGUGAUUUUUGUUUAAACUCAUGUUCGGUGUCCAUUUGUUUUAAACAUGUUUCUACUCGCGUGUGAGUUCUCUUUUCUUUAAUGAGAAUUGUGUCUGCGAGGGGUGAUCGGAACCUGCAGGGUUUUCAGGUCAGUUCAGUCUCGAGAUAUAAGUGUGGAACAUUAUACCUCAUCGGUCUGCAGGACUGUGUGUCGUGGAAUCAAAUCUUUGUUUUAUUAAUUUUUUUUUUCCUGGAGAAAGCUGCUGUGAACAGUGAACGUCAAAUCGAUGGAAACAGCGACGAGAAAAAUAACACCAAAAAGACUGUUUAUUUGGCAUUAACUAGGCCAAGAUGAUACAACUUAUACUACAUCAUCAUUCAUGGCGAUGUCAUGCAUCAGGAAAAGAAGGUGACUUCACGGAUCCAAAAAUAGCGAUAAUGACCUAACGCCCUUUGUUUGAAUUUUUUAGUCUGUUUUGUUAACUAUUUGUUGUCAGUCAGCUGAUCAGGGACACUUGCCAUAUUCGUUAUCGUCGUCCAUGACCCGGACUUGUUGACGACGACACAUGGCAGAUGAAAUCGAUGGUUGUGUUGUAAUGCGAUUCAAUGGAACCUGUAUUUGUAUAUGUAGGUACAUUUAUCAUAGAAAAGCGCGAGCAAAAGAACCCUCCCCCACCUUGUUCUCUAUGGGUUACCUCACACGUGGUUUUCUACUCGUGCAUAGUAUCCUCCAUACUUUUAACAUUAAAAGUGUUCAUUGCAUUUGAGCACGUUAAGUUUGUCAGGUAAAUGUAAACGGUUAAUUAAAAAGUGUGAACCAUUGCCGAGGGUUUUACCCGAAUUUGUUACAAAGUAGGGAUUAUUUAUUUACUGAAGAUUGUAAAACCUCAUACUUCAAAAAUUUGAUAGGCUCUGCUCUGUCUUAUGCGACGAAUGGCAGCAUGUAAAAGAUAAAUUAUAAAGUUUUUGGUUUGUAGACAUGCUACGGCUUACAGUGUAGACACAAGAGUCGUUAGUCACGUCACGUAUGAGACAUCACGUGACAGUCGCGUAACCAAAGAGUGUAGUUAUAAAUCGAAAGAGGAAGAAGAGAAGAAAGCCUUAUGAAAGUCGGGUCACGCAAGGAAGAGAUUGACUUAGCGCAGGACACCAGCUGUCAGCCAGCUGUCGCCAUGGCUGGUGGCGCCUGAAGAAGUAUUCAUCGAGUUAAGGGCCGGGGUUUUUUUUUCUGAGGGGACAGGAGGACAGAAGCAAGGCACACAGCCUGGGGUACUGGGCUUGUGUCCCUCCCACAGGUGGCCAGUUAUUGUUGCUGCGUGAAUGAGCAUGUGUGUGUGUGAGAGAGUGUGAGAGCGCGCUUUGCCAAUAUUGUAUGGCAUAUUUUCAUUGUGUGCCUGGAAAUGUUACAGAAUAUUGUGACAAUAUGCUUUGACUGGGAGCUGUUACAUAAUUAUAUCCCUCUUUGUACAGUGUCCAUUCAGAAUGUGAUGUAUCUACAUAAAUCAGUUUGGCGUUGUACAGCUGUUUGUCAUUUUCUUUUAUUUUCCCUCCCACAAUUGUCCUGUACCCACACUAAUUAUCUGCGUGUUUGCCUUGUUCUCUGUCAGCUGUCUUCCUGUCUGUUUGUCUGUCUGUCUGUGCCGGUAUUUCUCUCUUUCUGUCUGUCCAUAAAAGUGGUUGCCUUUUAUGUCCAGAGACCCUGCGCCUAAUGCAGAGAUGGAAGUGGUUCAUUGUUCUUUCAUUUCAAUGUGUUUUAUGAUGAUUUCCUGUAUACUUUUGUCAGCAUGAAAAUAUUCUUCAUUCAUGUCUCGGGUAUUUUAAUGAAAACAACCACCACGUUUAUCCUGGAACUUUAGAUAUAAAGGGGUAAUACAAGAUUUUCGUGAUAACCUGUGGUAUUUCCACGACUCUGAUGUGAAACCAUCCCUUUUACUUUCGUAGGUACCUAAGAUAAAAGCGAGUCUUACACUAGUCUGAUAUUAAACCAAUUUCAUUCUCAGAGAUGUUGAUUUUGUGAGCCAAUAAUUCAGACUCCAGAGUUGGGUUCUUGAUUUUUUUUUUCAAAAAAAAAAAAAUGUAUCCACAUUUCA
Pomacea canaliculata is the source of this 3176-nucleotide messenger RNA. RefSeq lists its product as uncharacterized. Lineage: Eukaryota; Metazoa; Mollusca; Gastropoda; Architaenioglossa; Ampullariidae. The transcript has 5 exons. The record is from RefSeq and is a predicted model, not a curated record. Bases 157 to 573 code for a protein of 138 amino acids.